Cynara cardunculus var. scolymus (artichoke) is the source of this 3105-nucleotide messenger RNA. Its product is annotated as formin-like protein 1. The coding region runs from base 1 to 2838 and encodes 945 amino acids. NCBI's taxonomy places the organism in Eukaryota, Viridiplantae, Streptophyta, Magnoliopsida, Asterales, Asteraceae. The record is from RefSeq and is a predicted model, not a curated record. Gene Ontology annotation, molecular function: actin filament binding. Gene Ontology annotation, biological process: actin cytoskeleton organization; actin nucleation. The transcript has 4 exons.
AUGCCCAUCUUUUUCUACGUUUUCCUUUUCUAUCUUAUCUCAAUUUGUAUAGAUUCCGGCGCCGGCGCCACCGUCAACAACCGGCGGACGCUGCACCAACCUUUCUUCCCACAAGACUCACCUGGGGUGCCGCCGGCGUCAUCAUCUGAUGUCCCUUUUACUCCUAAUAACCCCACCGAUGCUUCAACCCCACCUAAUGACCAGCCGUUUUUUCAAGCGUUUCCAUCUCCGCCACCUCCUCUGCCGUCGACAUCGACUCCCUCCGCCUCUUUUCCCGCUAAUAUAUCUUCUCUCAACCUUCCGAUUUCUCCGAAAUCGAAACCGGUUUCUUCUAAACUCAUUGCGACGGCGGUUACUCUCGUCAUUGCUGCCGCCAUUGUUAUAUCGGCGGUGGUUUACUUGCGAGUUCAGAAGCGGAGACGAUUUGAUCAGGAUUCUAGAUCUUUGAGCGAUGAAAAAACGUAUAGAUCCGAUAGUAGUAGCAGAGUAGUUGUUAGUUGUAAUGUUAAUAAUGGUGGCGGUGGCGGUGGUGGUGAUAAUAAUUUUAAUCGGAUUCCGAAGCUCAGUCGGCCGUCGCAAAGUAGCGCUGAAUUUCUUUAUCUUGGUACACUUGUGAACUCUCAUGGCGGAAUUGAUGCGACAAAUACAAUCGUCCGUGAAAAUCGCGGCGGCGGCGAUUUGAAUUUGCGAAAGAUGGAUUCGCCGGAGCUCCGCCCAUUGCCGCCGCUUGGUAGUGUCGGUGGUGGCGGAGGACGGAGUCAAAGUAUUCUUAGGAAUACUGGUUUUGAAAAUGUGGAGGUUGAAUCUUCUCGAGAUGAAGAAUUCGAGGAAUUUUACUCUCCGAGAGGGUCGAUCGGCACCGGAUCCGGUUCUAGAUCGGCGUUCGCUGCCGUGCCGGUGGAUAAUUAUGAAUCACGGAGGAUAAUCGGGUCGGGUUCUUCUUCUUCUUGCUCAUCAUCAAGUUCGGGUUCUCCGGCGAGGUCCGUUUCCUUAAGUAUUUCUCCGCCUGUGAGCUUGAGUCCGAUAAGAUCACGGCCGAAGUCGCCGGACCUUGUUGCAAUUCAAACUACUCCUCCACCGUCUAGCUUAGCUCCUCCGCCGCCGCCACCACCACCACCACCACCACCACCUCCACCUCCGCCACAGCCUUUGUUAAUCCCAUCUCUGAACAUCAGAUUAAGCAAAGACAGCUUAGAGUCAUCACCCAGAUCAUCAAAUUCAUCGAGUGAUCAAAACUCACCUCCUCCACCGGCCAGAAUUCCGCCACCACCACCGCCGCCGCCACCGAAGCACUGGGAAAGUCGAAGUCCCAGAACUCCAUUACCAAUUCCGUCGCAACAGUUGCUAAAACCACCAGUUUUAAUCAAGCCGGCAAGACCCACAUCGCUAAUCAACGAUCAACCACCGAUUUCUCCCAUGGAAUUGUUGCCGGAAAAUCAAGAAAAUCAUGAAACACCAAAACCAAAAUUAAAACCACUUCACUGGGAUAAAGUAAGAGCAAGUUCCGAUCGUGAAAUGGUGUGGGAUCAACUCAAAUCCAGCUCUUUUAAGUUAAAUGAGGAGAUGAUUGAGACAUUAUUUACUGUAAAAACCCCAAACUCGGCUAACUCGAACGAAACUUCUGCAACAAGACGCCCGAUUCUUCCGUCACCCACUAGCCUUGAAAACCGAGUUCUUGACCCCAAGAAAUCUCAGAACAUUGCAAUUUUACUUAGGGCACUCAAUGUGACAAUUGAGGAAGUUUGUGAUGCACUUUUAGAAGGCAAUGCAGAUACUCUUGGUACCGAGCUUCUUGAGAGUUUAUUGAAGAUGGCUCCAACGAAGGAAGAAGAACGAAAACUUAAAGAGUUUAAAGAUGAUUCACCUAUCAAGCUUGGGCCAGCGGAGAAGUUUUUGAAGGCGGUUCUUGAUGUACCGUUUGCAUUUAAAAGGGUUGAUGCAAUGCUUUACAUAUCCAAUUUUGAUUCGGAGAUUGAGUACCUUAAACGGUCGUUUCAGACUCUAGAGGUAGCAUGUGAAGAACUUCGAAACAGCAGAAUGUUCCUGAAACUUCUAGAAGCAGUUCUCAAGACCGGGAACCGCAUGAACGUCGGAACAAACCGUGGCGAUGCUCACGCAUUCAAGCUCGACACACUCCUCAAACUCAUUGACGUGAAAGGCACCGAUGGGAAAACAACUCUCUUGCAUUUCGUCGUUCAAGAAAUCAUCAAAAGCGAAGGGGCCCGCCUUUCCACCACCGACACCAACCCCGAAACUCCAAAAUCCGCAACCACCGAUGACACCAAAUGUCGGAAGCUCGGUCUUCAAGUCGUCGCAGGUAUCAGUUCCGAACUCUCGAACGUCAAGAAAUCCGCAGCCAUGGAUUCCGAGGUCCUUGAUAGUGAUGUCGUCAAACUCUCCAAGGGUAUCGCCAAUAUCACCGAAGUCGUUAGAUUAAUCGAAACAACACGAUCCGAAGGCGGAAACCAAACGAGAUUUUCCGAUUCGAUGAACGAGUUCAUAACGACGGCGGAGGAGGAGAUCAUCCGAAUUCAAGCGCAAGAAAGCGUGGCGCUUUCUUUAGUCAAAGAAAUCACCGAAUACUUCCACGGAAACUCAGCAAAAGAAGAAGCUCACCCGUUUCGAAUCUUUAUGGUCGUAAGAGAUUUCUUGACGGUCCUUGAUCGUGUCUGCAAAGAAGUCGGUUCGAUAAACGAGCGAAUCGUGAUCAGUUCGGCCCAUAAGUUUCCAGUUCCGAUAAACCCGACCCUGCCGCCGGUUUUUAGCGGAUUCCCGGGAAGACAACAAUAUAGUUCUUCAGACGACGAAAGUACCUCCUCGUUUCGAAUAUCGUCGUAGGUACAGGCAUUCUUGUCGUUUUCGUGGUGUUGUAUUCGUAUACGUAUAAGGUAGAAGAUUUUGAACAUUACUUUUGGCCUAUAGAUAUAUAACUCUAUAUAUAUAUAUAUAUAAAAUAUACAGAGGAGAUUUUGGAAGAAUAAGCACAUUUCUGUAAAAAAAGCUUCUUAAAGUUGUUCCGAUGCCAAGUUUGGAUGGCAUUAGAUUCUUUGUACCUGCAAUUCCUCUGUAAGAUAUAUAUGCCAUUUCUCUGAAUCUGAAUCUGAA